Messenger RNA from Coregonus sp. 'balchen', 5093 nucleotides. Lineage: Eukaryota; Metazoa; Chordata; Actinopteri; Salmoniformes; Salmonidae. The record is from the annotation of a GenBank genome assembly.
AUGUAUUCUUCUUCAGGAGAAGUCACAAUUUCAAAUAACAUCAAGAAGGAAAAUGUAAAGACGGACAAGCGAGAGUGCAUCAAGCUUCUAGCGCUGGAUACGGCGGAGUUGUCUAUGGAGCGCGCAACUUCGAACACUGAUGCAGUCCACAGUGAACUUCUGGUGAGCGCGGCUUCCUCGCUGGCAUUCUCCCCCGAGCAAGUGGCGUGCGUCUGCGAGGCUCUGCAGCAGGGAGGCAAUGUGGACCGGCUGGCCAGGUUUUUAUGGUCCUUACCACAGAGUGACCUGCUACGUGGCAACGAAAGCAUCCUGAAAGCCCAAGCUCUUGUCGCUUUUCAUCAGGCUCGGUACCAGGAGCUCUACAGUGUUUUGGAGAACCACAACUUCAGUCCAUUCAAUCACUCUUCGCUGCAAGAGCUAUGGUAUAAGGCACGGUACACCGAGGCAGAGAAAGCGCGGGGGAGACCCCUGGGCGCCGUGGAUAAAUAUCGCCUGCGGAGAAAGUACCCACUACCCCGGACUAUCUGGGACGGGGAAGAGACAGUAUACUGCUUCAAAGAGCGGUCCCGCAACGCGCUGAAAGAUCUAUACAAGCAGAAUAGAUACCCCUCUCCAGCCGAGAAAAGAAACCUCGCUAAAAUCACGGGACUGUCCUUGACGCAGGUCAGCAACUGGUUCAAAAACAGGAGACAGAGGGACAGAAACCCGUCCGAAGCACAAUCAAAAAGGUGAGAAAAUAAUCCGUUGAUUGCUUGAUUUUACGCAAAUGGCACAGUGUGCGUAAUGGCGUACUAAAUUCAAUAAACUCAUAAAUGCAUUACCAGGAGUCAUUUUGAGAGAUUAUUGCUGGCAAGGUCGAGCAGGCUUGCCUUGUAUCAUACAUGCACACCUGACUGUAGCCUCUAACUAUUGCGUUGUAAUCGCUCAUAGAGCUUGGUGUGUGAAUUGACAGCGUAAAUCAUUCACAUUAUAAUAUUGGCACAAAAAAUAGUGUGCCAGGUAGCAUACACGCCGCUAAUGUUUUGAAAUAUGAGGCUGUUGCCAUCCAGAUCAGGUUUCAUUUGCGUGUUCGGGCACUAAGAGCAUGGACACUAGUCCAACAUAAGCCUACUCUAUUCCAAAUAUAACUUUCAUAGUCUAAAUUGUGUUAUAAUGGUGUUAUAAAUAAGUUGUUUUUAUAGAUGUAGCCUAUAAAUAUGAAUAGUCUCCGUUCUUGUGUGUGUUUGUGUGUGUGUGUUCAAAACCAACUGAAUCCAAUUCUCACCACAUAAAUCACUUUGGCAAUUUACUUUUCCUCUUAAGCCGGGGGGAAUCGGAACACCUCCCCCUCAUUAGAAAAUCCCCCACCCCCAGACAGAUAGAUAUUAUUCCCUUCUUUUUAUGUUUUCUUCUCUGUGAGCAAAGCUCGCGCGCACCUGGUGGAGGUGACCUCUUACCCACCCGGCACACGCUGGUUGAAUCAACGUUGUUUUCCACGUCAUUUCAACGAAAUUACGUCGAACCAGCGUGGAAUAGACUUUGAAUUGACGUCUGUGCCCAGUGGGUACUCUCUCUCUCUCUCUCUCUCUCUCUCUCUCGCUCUCUUUCUCUCUCUCUCUCUCUCUCUCUCUCUCUCUCUCUCUCUCUCUCUUCUUCCUCUCUCUGUCUCGCUCGCUCUCACCACAAACUUCCCAAAAGAUGAUGUCAUAAAUUGCUCAAAGGCAUUUCCACUUCAUUCCAGUUUGUGUGGGCCAAUAAUUAUAUUGGCAAUGACUAAACAUUAUUGUGCUUUGAGUGACAAAAUAAGUGAUUAUAAGCCGGAGUUAUUGAGUUAAUUUAUGGAGAAGAGGAAUAGGUUUUACGCUUCUUCAAUAAUUGGCAUACAGGCCUCAGGACGAUGAAGAAGAAGUUUCUCAGAGUCAAUGAGGCUCUUUAUUUUAGGGAAAUGCAGGUGUUUCAGUCACUCACUCAUGGUGAAAAAUACGAUUCAGAUGGCAUUGUUCGAUUUCCUAAUAUUUUACUAACAUUAUUAACAUAAAAAGUGAAGCUACGCCAACAGAAAAAUAAAAAAACGUUAUAUGCCAAUGACCACUUAAGAAAUUACAAAUAAAGGUAUUUGACCAUUUGUGUUGUCAUGCUGCGACCACUUGCAUUUGUGACCCCGUAAUUUAUUGCGCCAAAUGGUAGGCCUGAAGGAGUAUAACUAAAGGAGGGCUAUAAUACAAUUUACUCUCCAUGUGGUAAAACGUUUGGUAGUAGACUUUCCUCAUUAAAGCCAUGUUUGUGAGAUCUCCAUGGAUCACCUCUGUUGUUGUGCCCACAAAUAUCCUAUAAAAUUAUAUAGCCUAUGUAAUGUGGUUGUAUCACUAUUUCAAUAGGCUAAGAGAGUUGAGGUAUGGAUAAAGUUGCUUUGACAUAUCAGCCAUAUUUCUUUGUAUGCAAAUAAUGUAUUUCUAUGAUUAUUUCAGUUUCAAAAUCUGUCUGUCUCACUAAAUCUGUUGGUAGUAAGACUCCACCUCUGCACUCAUCAGUGACAGCAACAUAAGUCAAACCAGUAGGACAACUUACUUUGCUGAGCUCAAUUCUUCCUCAUACAAUUCCAUCAAUAAAGUCUACCAUGAGUUAAGAAGAGGACAUAUUUUCUUCAGAGUCCCUGAGCUGCUUUCAAUAUCUCACUCUCUUCUCCCCCCGGCAUUUUUUCCCACAGUGAAUCUGAUGGCAACCACAGCACAGAGGAUGAGUCUAGUAAAGGGCAGGAGGAGCUCUCUCCACGCCCCCUCUCCAAUUCAUCUGACGGGACGAUGACCCAUGGGGUCCUCCCCCUGCAGACAGGGUCUCUGGACUGUGGGGUAAUCAUCCAACAGAUUGGGGACAUCAAGAUGCCCCCUGGAUCCAGCAGCGGGGUGCUCUUCAAUGGAAACCUAGUGACAAGUAACCCCUCCACUGUCUUCCAUAACGGUGGCUCGUCUUACCUCCAGGCCCCCAGCAACAUCCUGUUCAAUGGGCUCAACCUGGGUGUCCAGCCCCUGGCCUUCAACCCCCUGCGGCCCUCUGGGGGGGUCCUGAUGGGGGGCUCUGGCGUGGACAUGCAGAUGCAGGCAGGCCAGGAGAAGGGGCUGGGCGGCUCCAGUGUGGACUACGCCUCCUACUCCGGCUGUGUAAACGGGGCAGAGGUGAAGCUGGAGGGGGUUCACAGCAUGGCAGCUCAAAAUGGCGACUCGUCCAUCCUCACGUUCAGCUCGUCCUCAGGGGCGCUCCAGCUGGGCGGUUACAGUCUGGUCCACGUGCCCAGCGGCGUAUCCGACGGCGAAGGGACGUCACUGCUCAACAGCAACUUGGGUCUUCCUCCUCUGCAGCUCCCCUCUGGCUCCUCAUCACUCUCACAAGGUGGGUUGACUUUACCUCAUCUACGUGGUUGUGUGUGUGUGUAUCUGGGGGUGUUGGGCAAGGCAGAAGAUACAUUUCCAUUCUAACCAAUGAACAAUAAUGUUGUAUUCUAUUCUAUUCUACAUUGAAAACAAAAAAUCCACAUUUAAGUUGUGCUGAUAGCAGUUUCCGAGGUAUUGGUGACAACUAGACUGUUCUAUAUAUAGUAUUAUAGCAUUUUAGGUGCUCUUCCAACUGCUAAUAGAGAAAGAGAAGUGUGCAUUACAUUAAAAUGGUGGUGGAUGACCCUAACCUUUCAAACAUCUAAAAUAUUAGAGCAACUAAACCCCUCUCCCCUUCAAUAAAAUGUAUGAGUCCUAGGUUGAAAUGGAAAUGGGUGUAGUCACCAGCUCUGUUAUGCAUUCAAUAUGACUGAGCUGCCUUAGCAUUUGGCCUUCUUGACUUUGGGUCUGAGCCCAGAGGCUUUUUACUACACUGCAAUGAGUUGGGGCUGGACGCAAAGGCCACACACAGACACACACAGACACACACACACACACACAUCCAUAUUUUCUUGUGUGGUGAUAUAAGGUGGUCCUGGAAAAUUAUAGAGAUGAAUGGAACACAGGUUCUGAAGUCAUCAUCAGUCAUCAUCACUGCACACUCCUGACCUCAGGGGGAGAGAGGAGGAGAAUCUGUUUAAGACAAUCACAGGACUGAAAAAAACAUACUAACGAGGAGAGAGUCAUUACAGCACUUAAUUUGACACAAAGCAGAGAACCCAUACCAGGACAACAGCAAAGUAAAAUGGAAAGAAGAAAGCCUUCUUGCUGGCCCAUAGCAGGCUUUUACAUCAAUACAACUAUCCUGGGUCCCACAGGGCCAUCUUAAAAAAACAUGGAGUUGUGAGAGAGACACAGCAGAGAUUUCAGAUGGAAUUCUGCUGCAAGUUAGAGUAGGAGUGAGUAACAGUAAGAGUGAAGCCAAAGAUUUACAGAACUAUGUUAUAGUCAAGAAAGAGAGGAGGUUAUAGUGGUUCAGAGAUAAGAGUAUAAAGUACUGUUAGACGAAUGAAGUAUGAAGUGUUUAGGCUAAUGAUCUGUCAUUUGAAUAUCUCAGGUACAAUCCAAAUGAACAAUGUAGCAGUCAGUUCUUCCAGUGAGGACUCCUACCACCACCAGCACCAUCAGGACAAGCUGGGCAUGGCCCCCAUGCACCCCAGCACGGUGCUCUACAACAUGGGCGAUGCUGGACAGACCUCCAUCAAAAAGGAGCCCCUGGAGGGAGGUGGGGGCGGUGGGGUGUACUCCUAUCACCAUGGCCUUCACAUGGACCCCAGUGGGCAGCUCAGCUACUCCUCAGCCCCCCUAACCUCAGAGGAGGUCCCCUCCAGCCAGGGCUCCUCCUCUGACGUGACAACGGUCAGCUCCUCCAGUCCAGAGCCUGAGGUCUACACCACCCUCACCGUCAGCACCCCUCUGAUGGUCCAAACAGACCCUAACGGCCACCAACUCCAGCCUGGGGAGUACCUCAGGGGCCACAACCCACAGCCUGUCCCCUCCUCACACCUGCUGGGCCCUGGCAUGAACAACAACUACAUGUCUGUUUCGGAGAACAAGGUGGACGCUAGUGGUGGUGGGGUGAAUGAGAUGGUGCGGGUCAUGUGUGGGGAAAUGGAGCCGGGGGAGGAGAAGGAGCUGGCCAAAUUACAGACAGUGCAGAUGGAGGAGGACAUGGCUGACCUUUAA